AUGAGUUAAACCAGCUUGAUAGCUUAUUCUGAUAGGGAAAUUGAGUCAUCUCUUAAGGAUUUAUUAGAGAGGAUUUUGAUCUAACUGGAGAAAUACAUUGAGAAUAAAAAUGAUUUAAACGAAGUUGAAUAAGAGCUAAAAGAUUAUGAAGAUUAGUCUUAAUUAGUAAACAUUAUAAAAAUCAUCUUCACUAAUCUAAUGCUAAAAAUCGAGAGGAAAAUCAGGAAAUUAGAAAACAGCAUAGAUCCAAUUACGUCAUCAUAAAGUAUAAGAGUAGAGGAUGAAUAUGAAAAAUUGGAGUAAUCAAUCAUCAAAUAAGAGAGCGAGAUAAGGAAUCACAUUAGGUUAGAACAAUAAUUGAAAUUACAAGCUGAAUCUAUUUAAUAAAAAUUAGAAGACAGUGAAGCAACAAGAAGUGAGUUAUUAGAAACCACAAAAAUGAUGAUGAAUAAUUUGAAAAGAGAGAAUCAAAAGUAUUAUGAAGAAAAUCAAUUUUUGUAAGCUGAAAUAGUAUCUUACAAAGAAAAAAUUUAAUUGCUGGAGUUCGAACAAUAAAAGAGAACCAUUGAACUUGAUCAUUUCGACUAUAAGGUUUAGCAACAACCCAGAAAUACGCAAUAAAUAAAAGGGAUGAUUUAAAGAAAGCCAAAUGAUAAAGAAAUAAAUAAGAUGAUUUCUCACUCUUAACAUAAACUCAGCAGUCAAUUCUAAGAAAGCACUGACUAUCCAACUUAAUCUUAAGGGUCUUUGAAUUAAAACUAUUUCAAUAUUUUGCAAUUUGAAUAGAAUCACCAAAAUCAUUCAUUGCAUUAGUCAAUUAAUCAUUAAUAGGAAUAUAACAAAGGCUAUCAAAUGAAGCACAACUCGAUUUGUUCAAUAAAUGAUUUGCAAUAUUAAAAUGUGAUUAAAAAUAUUAAGACACACGUAGGAAAUUAUACUGUCUCAAAAAAUAAUUCUUAAAAUUCAAGCAUAUUACAGAAAAACAUUCAUUGUAAAUACCAAUAAUCUAUUUUAGCAAAUAUUUAAACAUAACCCAGAAGCAGAAGUGGGAGUUUGAGGAGGAACAUCUAUUAAAAAUAGAAGACCUCUAUUCAUUAAUGUUGA
Molecule: messenger RNA, 1104 nt
Organism: Paramecium tetraurelia
Lineage: Eukaryota; Ciliophora; Oligohymenophorea; Peniculida; Parameciidae
Exons: 4
Source: RefSeq, a predicted model, not a curated record